Messenger RNA from Endocarpon pusillum Z07020, 645 nucleotides. RefSeq lists its product as uncharacterized. The coding region runs from base 1 to 645 and encodes 214 amino acids. The transcript has a single exon. The record is from RefSeq and is a predicted model, not a curated record. Lineage: Eukaryota; Fungi; Ascomycota; Eurotiomycetes; Verrucariales; Verrucariaceae.
AUGCCUCCUCAGGCAAUUCCAACACCAUUUGCAUCCGAGAUAGGCUCCCGCAUCUACCAGACUGCUUCGCCCACAGGCCCCGUAGUCUCAUCUGUACCCACAGCUCCCGCGUCCUCUGAUGACACCGACCGGAACAGUCGUGCCUGGAGUAACUAUCUCUAUAUAGUCGUCAUCUUCGCGGUUGUCUUCCUCCUCCUUGGCUUGCUCUACCGACGCAAGCGACGAAACUUGGCCGCCUCCACCUUUCCACGCAAUCGCUUCCAAGCAUUCCAUACACAUCAUCCUUCUCAAAGCAGAGACCUCUCAGCCGUACAAGCCAACAACCGGGUAUGGAGAAACAUGCGUGCUGGGCCUUUCAGUCAUCAUGCAAGAAUGGACUCUGCGGGUACGAGAAGACCAGGGACCUCCGGUACGGGCAGCAGAAGUAGAGUGGAUCUUGAUGAGGAGGUUCCGCCACCUUAUGUGGUGGCAGAGCCAGAAAGGACGUUAGAUAGGGGUCCAUCGACGAGGGAGACGAGGGGUUGGCCCGAUCGGAGGACGAGGGGCGACCUGGAUAUGAAUGAUUUACUGAGAGAACGAGAAGCAGGCUCCAUCAACAAGCCGCCUGGAUAUCAAGAAAGAGACAUUACGAGGAGGGAUGGGUGA